Molecule: messenger RNA, 371 nt
Organism: Notodromas monacha
Lineage: Eukaryota; Metazoa; Arthropoda; Ostracoda; Podocopida; Cyprididae
Source: the annotation of a GenBank genome assembly
AUUCUUUCAUGUCGGAGCACACGGACUUGCGACACAUCAUGGGCGUAGGCAUUGCCAUUACUCGAGGUUCGGCAGCGUCCUUGUCGUUUGGCUACUCGAUGCUGUUGUUGACGAUGAGCAGGAAUCUGUUGACGAAGUUGAAGGAAUUUUCCAUACACCAGUUCAUCCCUGUCGAUUCACACAUCCAGUUCCACAAGAUUGUCGCUUGCACGGCACUCUUCUUCAGCAUUGUCCACACUGUGGGUCAUAUAGUGAACUUUUACCACGUUACCACACAACCCGUUGAACACCUGCGAUGCUUGACGAGUGAAAUGAAUUUCCCGUCUGACAAGAAACCUGGGAUCGAUUUCUGGCUCUUCCAGACUUUGACU